Gryllus bimaculatus (two-spotted cricket) is the source of this 195-nucleotide messenger RNA. The record is from the annotation of a GenBank genome assembly. Lineage: Eukaryota; Metazoa; Arthropoda; Insecta; Orthoptera; Gryllidae.
GCGCAGGUGAACUUCUUCGUGGGCGCGUUCUACGAUGGCGUCUUCCUGCUGGGCAUGGCGCUCGACGAGACGCUGUCGGAGGGCGGCGAUAUCUACAACGGCACGGCCAUCACGCAGGAGCGCAUGUGGAACAAGUCCUUCCUCGGAGUUCUUGGAAGGGAUAUUCAUCGUUUCAUUUUGUUAGGUUCGCCCUAG